Molecule: messenger RNA, 3528 nt
Organism: Suillus subaureus
Lineage: Eukaryota; Fungi; Basidiomycota; Agaricomycetes; Boletales; Suillaceae
Product: DNA polymerase phi-domain-containing protein
Exons: 13
Coding region: 1-3528 (1175 amino acids)
Biological process (GO): regulation of DNA-templated transcription
Cellular component (GO): nucleolus
Molecular function (GO): transcription factor binding; rDNA binding
Source: RefSeq, a predicted model, not a curated record
AUGGCCACUACUCUUUCCCUAUUCUGGAAUUUGUCAUCAGCAUCGAAAAAAGAACGUAUCAAUGCAACAGUCAAGCUUGUUAAUUCCCUUGAGAAGUUUCAGGGACAACACACUCCCAAACCUGAGGUUUCGCCAGGCUCCGAGGAUGAUGAGGAAAACGUUGGUCCAACGGAUGGCCUAGAUGUCUUGAAUGCGCAUGAUGUCGCGUACUCCAUACGGCGGCUUAUACGAGGACUUGCGAGUCCUCGGGAAAGUAGUCGGCUCGGCUUCAGCGUUGCGCUCACCGAGUUACUUUCUCGGCUGGACACUGUCACAUCUGCUCAAAUCAUCUCAAUGAUCGUUGAUGGAUCGAAAAUUCAAGGGUCUAUGACUGGUCAAGAAGAACGUGAUGUCUUAUUUGCUCGCCUCUUUGGACUUGCCACUGUCAUUCACUCUGGGCUCCUUGUACGGCAGACCCCGUUGUCGACAUCUCCUUCGUCUGCCACAAAUUCGUCGAGUCUUGAGAGUUACAAGGAGCUUGUCAGCCAUCUUCUUGUUCUCGCUGAGAAGAAGUCCUGGCUACGAGAAUGUGCUUGGUGGACCAUCGGGGAGGCUAUUGAUGCUGUCAUAAAGUCUUCCGUUUCUUGGAAAGAGGAAGCUCUAGCUUCUACGCUCGAAGUUGUGUACGAGCGUGAAAAGGACAUUUGGACACCAGAAACGGUCGCCAUAACGUUAAAAUUACAGCCUGCAAUGCCCAAGCAUGACUGGAAAAGCACUCUAACGCCGACAUUCAAAGAUUCGGCCAUUUUGGCUCCCGCUAACUUUUCGUCCCUUGGGCAUAUAUUGAAGGAAACUCCUGGCGAGGAUGAGUGGCAACAGAGUAAUACGGGGACAUGGAAAGCUCAGUUGCAUUACGUAUGGAAUAUCAUUUUCGACAACUUUCUCCCUGAGAGCGAGCCAGGAUGUCGCCGUAAUGCAUUAUUUCAAGAGUUCUUCCGAGUGGUGGUCGACGAGACAUUGUUCGGGGUGUCAUCUUCUCCUGAACGGAAGUUCUGGGGGUUCCUUGUCUUCAAAAAAGCUUUACGCCGUGUGGAUAGUACCGAUCUUCCUAUGCUUUUCACCAAAAAUUUCAUGCGGUCUUGGAUCAAUCAUCUUUCUCACAAAGACCGUCACCUUCACAAAAUUUCCCUGGAUGUGGUCAAAGACAUCCAAAACCUCGUCCAGCAGAAUCCUGAGCUUGGUUACACGUUGAUUCUGCAGCUAACUGGGAUUCAUGGGAGCCAACAGUUUGAUAAACUGACUAGAACGAAGACCAUAGAAUCAAUAUUGUCGAGGAUGGACAGCGAUGGCAUCAUGAAGUACAUCCAAAGUUUACUCGAACAAAUAGAUGAGUCUAACAAUGACGCUAUUGCAGAAGAAGCUAAAAAAAAUUGGAUCGCAGACCAGUUCACGGCCCUCGUUCGCAACGGUGCCAUCCCAAAACGUGAAGACUGGAUUCAGCUCAUUCUCAAUUGGUUUACUGUGCAGGGGUUAUACUUGGUCAAGAGAAAGUCUACCAAGGGGCUCCUUGCUGCGCUCCAUGUCACCCCCUCUAGUCUUGCUUCUGAGGAUUUCCGGCGGAUUUGUCGCGGCAAACUUCUUGGUUGCCUCGCUGAUUUAACUCCAUCCACCGUAUCGCAGAAAGGUGACAAGGCGCCAAAGGAGGGGGCAAUUGAUGAUGAAUCCUGGAUAUCGAAAGUUUUCACUGUGGUCAAUCAUCUGGACAAGGACAGCAAGCACGUCACGUCUCUAUCGGAGCCAAGUCAGGAGGAGCAACUGCUACUUCAACAAGCUCAUAAGACAAUAGAUCAUCUCAAGCAGGUUGAUGGUGACGUGAGAGUGGCAGCUAGAGGAGUAGAGCUUCUCCUGUCAGCCUCUUUGCUUCAUCGUCGCUGCGCCAACUUAGACGAUGAUGAGGUUGAUGCGGGGAUACUUGAGGCGAUCGUCGCGAUUCAGACUUGUAUUGCUGCUGCCGCAACCAUGUUUUCUACUGACAACAAAUCCAAAAAUCGCAGAAAAUCGCAUACCAUUUCACAACCAGACUCCGACUUUCCCAAACCGAUAGACAUGCUGGUUGAUGUACUCAUUGGUUUUCUUGAAAAGUCUACGUCUUACCUCCGUGCAAUGGCCAACAAGACCUUCUUAUGUAUCGCUAGCGCAGCCACAGAAACUACAAUAGAUCUCAUCGUUGCCCAAUUGGAGCGCCGCAACCCAGCCGAUCUGGUCGCUGAUGAAGAAGACGAGACAGAGAGCACAACAAGUGAAGACGAGGAGGAGGAUGCUGAAUGUUCCGACGAAGACAAUGAGUCCGAUUUCGAUGAUGGUAACGAAGCUGCUCUCGAACUGCGGAUGAAAAUUGAGGACGCACUCAAAGCAAAUGGCGCCGAGGCUGCCAUUGGGGAUACCGAUGAGGAGUCUGAGGAGGAACUAGUAGAUGACGAGCAAAUGAUGGCCAUUGAUGAACACCUCGCAGAAGUCUUCCGCUCCAGAUCUAGUGACAACAAACAAAAUAAAAAUGUCAAUGCACAGCGAGAAGCUACUCACUUCAAGAAUAGAGUCUUGGACUUGGUCGACAUUUUUACGAGGAAGAUGCCCCAGAGUCCUCAUAACCUGCGUCUAGUGUUGCCGUUGAUCGAACUCACUACUAAGAGCGGUAAUGACGAGCGCCAGCUAUCUGACAAAGCUCGUGGCAUCCUCAACAACAGGCUCGCAAAGCUCAAAGAUCCACUCCAGGAGGUAGAUCGAGAAUAUGCAGAGACUAUACUGGAUGAGCUGCAUAUCAAAGCUCGUAAGGCGCAUUCAUCAGAUGCGCUCGUGACCCUCAGUCACUGCAGUCUUUUCAUUUGCAGGGUAUUAACGAACGUCGGCUGCGAGACAUCUGUUCUUCGGUUGUACAGGGAGUCGAUAGCAGACUUCAUGACCCGCAAGGCUUCCUCGUUGAAUAUUACAUUUUUCAAAGAUUUCAUCACUCGUUAUCCGGCAUUAGGAUGGCGCCUCCGCGAUGACGUACUGGAUACGUCUCCAAAAGCCAUCAAUGCAUAUAGGAAAUGCCAGGCUUUCCAGCUGCUUAACACAAUUCUUACUCUAUCGACCUCGGCGGGUGACUCACAGGAUGUCUUAUCUUUCAUUCUGAAACUCCACACAAGUGUUCUCCACUUUAUCGAUUCAGCAUGCGAUGAUCAAGUCUCUCUCUCGGCCGCACAAAUCAAAGACCUUUUCAAACUAGCCAUGCUUGGCGUUCGUCAAGCAAGCAAGGUCGAUAGCAACAAUCAAAACGUGUGGGACUCAGGGGCUUGGCGCACCCUGCAUGGACGGCUUAUCGCUUCGAAGCGGUUCGGUUCGUCGACAGCUAUUCUCAAACUGUGCUCUCAAGUGGAAUCGGCUUUACAAGCCCAACACGGCGGACAACAUAAUUUGAUGGCAUCAAAAAGGAAGGCUGAGGAAGUAGAAGCUGAAGGUGUCCCAUCCGAUGCUAAGCGGAAGAAAAAGAAGAGUGUCCCCACUAGCUAA